Magnolia sinica is the source of this 2266-nucleotide messenger RNA. RefSeq lists its product as uncharacterized. Gene Ontology annotation, molecular function: calmodulin binding. The transcript is spliced from 4 exons. NCBI's taxonomy places the organism in Eukaryota, Viridiplantae, Streptophyta, Magnoliopsida, Magnoliales, Magnoliaceae. Bases 412 to 2028 code for a protein of 538 amino acids. The record is from RefSeq and is a predicted model, not a curated record.
GUGGGCCACCUUUUGCCACGCUAUUUCCUUCUUCUCUGUCUUUCCUUCAACAAAGACGCAGUAAUCCCCACACGCUUCCAAAGAAAAUAUAAAGAAAAGAAAAGUAUACACCACGGCAGAUUUGACGAUCCCAAAAUCGAUUUCCGAAGAAAACAAAAAGAGAAAAGCGGGUUUUUGAAAACACUUUCAAAUGAGUCGCUUCUUCUUUUCGCUCUGGUGAAAGAGAUUGCAGAAAAGAGCAGAUAAAAAAGAAAAAGGAAUCAGUUGCUUUCUCUUGUCUGUUUGAUCAAGGAAUUGGAGAAAGGUUGAGAGAUUCCUAGAGAUUCUUGAACUCGAGGGGUCCUGUUUUGAACAGAGAAGUCAUUGGCAACCAAAAGUCAUCUGUGCACAUCUUUACAAACUGUGAAAGAUAUGGAAAGGGUUAUCACCCCAGUGUCCCUGCCGGAGGGAGCUGAUUUGAGGAGCAUUUCAACGGGUAAAACAAUAAGGAGGGCUUCAUUAACUCCUUCAAGUGGAGAAGAAAAGCUUCUUCCUCACUAUCUACGAGCUUCUACAAGUUCGUGCCAUGAUUUCUGUAAAUAUGGAAGAAAACAUGCCUUCGAAGCAAAGGGGAGAAAAUCUGUUUCUCGUAAGCUCAUGGGAGAUAUUGUAACCACAUUAAAAAACCAGAACCAGAUAAAAAAUGUAAACCUUGCAGAGAGAAAAGAGAAACCACUAAUCAAGCUGAAGGCCUCACCUGAGCUGAAAACAGAAUUAUCUGACAAACCAAAAAUCACCAGCCGAAAGGUUUCGUUGCCUACCAAGAAAAUUGAGGUCUCUGAUAAACAUGUUAUAUCUUUGAAGCUGACACCUACGGUGGCAAAAUCACCUGAGCUGAAAAUAGAAUUAUCCAGCAAACCCAAAAUCACCGUCCAAAAGGCUUUGAUGCCUGCCAAGAAAAUCGAGAUAUCUGAUAAACAUGUCAUAGCUACGAAGCUCACACCUGUGGGGACAAAGUCAUCAUCACCAUCAAGUCCUUCAAGAGGUUUAAGUGGUAGAAGAAAAGGUACCAGCAGCCCACUUGAUUCUUCCAGAGGUCUAAAUAGUCGAAGAAACAGUGAGCCAUCUGAUUCGACUGGAGGUGUGGGUGGUAGAGGAAACACCGGCUUGUUGAAACCCGGGGAGAAGAAGUUACUGAAACCUCCUAUACUUUCUCUGUCCCCACGAGCUCACAUUAUCAGAGUCCCAAGCUCAAACCAAAUGAAAUAUGGGAACACGAAAGUGGCUUCUCUUGCAACAAAUCGAAGCGUGGCCAGAAAACCCAGUGGCGAGAAAGUUAGGGAAAAGACAUUGUAUGUCAUCAAGCUAAAACCAGUCAACAAAAUCAUCGAGCCCGUUCGGCACAGAAGUCGCACCAACCGAUCACAUCCAUCAUUGUUAUCGCUGCUGCCAUCAUCGACGCCACCAUCAUCAUGUCGCUUGUUGUCAUUGGAAGAUGAAGAAAGGUAUGGGAAGUCUGAGCCUUCAGUUAACAAAGCGGGUGAUUCCUUCCCUAGACGCAAUCGCACAAAGAGCCUAGGUGAAAUUUCAAAAUGUGGAGGCAACAUGAUGCUGAGAAGAGUGGCGACAGUUGGUGCUGAAGAUAAAUGCGUGCAGGAGAAACUAAGAUUUAGGAGAGGAAAGGUGGUUAGUGUUGAGUCCGAGACUAAUACCCCAAGGAGACUUAGAUUUAGGCAAGGGAGAGCACUGGCCGAGAACACUAAAGUUGAAGCUGGAAGGAGGAGCUUUCGGAGGAAGAGAAUGUUGGGUGGCAGCGAAUCAAAUUCUGCGAACCCUGAGUCUCUAAAAGUUGUGUUGAGACAUCAAGACAUGCAAGGAAAGAAAGAAGAGCAAGGAUUGCUCAAUGAUGUGAUUGAGGAAACUGCCAACAAGCUGGUCGAGACAAGGAAGAGCAAGGUGAAGGCAUUGGUUGGUGCUUUCGAAACUGUCAUCUCACUUCAAGAAAGCAAACCUGCUGCUGCUGCUACUGCUACGACUGCCACUGUUUGAGUUGCUGAUGUUGGUUUGUCUUUGCUUCCGAUUUUCACAAUGCGAUGAUACUUUCUUUUGUGGUAAUUGAGAUGUUUGGAUGGACGACUGCCAUAAAUUCGUCUGUUAAAAAAAAAAAAAUCAAUUAAGUGAGGAAAUUUUCUUUUUCUUUUUGUUUUCUACAUGUAUUUGAAAAUGGAACAUUUGAAGGCUUGUGGGUGUUUUUUGUAAAUGAAUAGAAUCUCUGUUCAGUGAAGAA